Messenger RNA from Phanerochaete carnosa HHB-10118-sp, 2694 nucleotides. RefSeq names its product glycosyltransferase family 4 protein. The record is from RefSeq and is a predicted model, not a curated record. The coding region runs from base 278 to 2476 and encodes 732 amino acids. Lineage: Eukaryota; Fungi; Basidiomycota; Agaricomycetes; Polyporales; Phanerochaetaceae. The transcript has 9 exons. Gene Ontology annotation, molecular function: glycosyltransferase activity.
GGGAAAAGUGGCGUUGGCCGUGGCGCUUCCCCGCAUUAGUGUCACGUGGGAUGAUGCAGUUUCGGUCUAGGCGCCCAGAUUGGCCAGACUGAUUAGGGCGGGAAACUACAGCUCGACCUCGACCUCCCCUCCAUUCUCGCACGCUCAGCACACGCGCAUCUUUGUUCUUCUUCCCCUUCUCUCCUUCCUCUUCAGGGCAUCACCUCUACCGGACGCCCAGAAGUGAUAUAAAUCUCAUCUAAGCCCAAUCUUUCCCACUUGCCAUCCUUCCCCAACCAUGGCUCCUUCUCACAAGUUCCAGUCCGUGCCCUCUGAGGUCCUCCGCCGCAGGCUCUCGAGUGUAGUCUCGGCUAAGAGGCCCAAUGUCACCAGCUACUCCCACCUUACCCCCAUGUGGGCUGGUAUCGCCGGUACCCCCAUCAACAACAAUACUGGCUACGAGGUAGCCAUCUCAAUUCACGACUCUGUCUACAACACCGAUUUCGCUUCAAGCGUCGUUCCGUACGAUCCCACCGAGCCUGAUUCCCAAGCUGAGACCAUCGAGAAGCAUGUCCUCGACUCCCUCCGCAAGUUCUCCCAGGAGCACCUCUGCAAGUUCCUCGGUGCCGGUAUCACACUCAGUCUGCUCAAAGAGGCUCCGAACCUGUGCACACGUCUCUGGCUCGAUUUGGAUAUCGUCCCCAUUGUGUUCAACAUUAAGCCAUUCCACACUGACUCUCUCACGAGUCGCAACAUCAAACAUAGGAUUUCAUCGACCACUGGCUCGUAUGUGCCCUCCGGUGCUGAGACUCCCACUGUCUACGUCGACUCGCCCCAGCUCGGAGACGGCGGCAAGCUCUCGUCUGGCGUGGGCCAGAAGCUCCCGAUCUCGCGCACAGUCGACGAACAGGCUGAUUCUGCGGCACGCAAGUGCAUCAUGUACUUUGGCCCGAACAACAACCCGCGGCUGUCGAUUGGCCCGCGUAAUCAAGUUGCAGUCGACGCGGCGGGAAAGAUCCACCUACUCGAUGACCUCGAAGAAUAUCGCAAGUCGGUUGGCCCAGGCACCUGGAGUGCCGUGAACAAGCUGGCGGAUGAGCUCCGUGAGAAGAAGAUAAAGCUGGGAUUCUUCUCGUCUACCCCACAAGGCGGUGGUGUCGCCCUUAUGCGUCACGCGCUCAUCCGGUUCUUCACCGCCCUCGAUGUUGACUGUGCCUGGUAUGUUCCCAACCCGUCGCCAAGUGUUUUCCGGACGACCAAGAACAACCACAACAUCUUGCAAGGAGUGGCAGACCCGAGCCUGCGCCUGACCAAGGAGCAGAAGGAGAACUUUGACGCGUGGAUUCUCAAGAAUGGUCUCCGCUGGACGGCUGAAGGUGGUCCCCUUGCGCCCGGUGGUGUCGAUAUCGCGUUCAUCGAUGACCCUCAGAUGCCAGGUCUCAUCCCGCUGAUCAAGAAGGUCCGCCCGGACUUGCCUAUCAUCUAUCGCUCGCACAUCGAAAUUCGCAGCGACCUCGUGCACCUCGAGCGCUCUCCGCAGCAGGAAGUCUGGCAGUACCUAUGGAACAACAUCCAGCACGCAGACCUGUUCAUUUCACACCCUGUGAACAAGUUUGUCCCCAGCGAUGUCCCGCCGGAGAAGCUCACGCUGCUCGGCGCUGCGACCGAUUGGCUUGACGGUCUGAACAAGGAGCUGUCGCCUUGGGAUUCUCAGUACUAUAUGGGCGAGUUCCGCAACUUGUGCGUCAAGGAAAAGAUGAACGAGCUCGGCUGGCCCGCUCGCGAGUACAUUGUGCAAAUUGCGCGAUUCGAUCCGUCGAAGGGUAUUCCGAACGUCAUUGAUUCGUAUGCGCGGUUCCGGAAGCUGCUCGACGGCAAGGUUACGGAAGACGAGAUCCCGCAGCUGUUAAUCUGUGGACACGGCGCCGUCGACGACCCUGACGCCACCAUCAUUUACGACCAAGUCGCGAACCUUGUGCACAGCAAGUAUGUCCAGUACGCAAAGGAUAUCGUAUAUAUGAGGUGUCCCCCGAGUGACCAGUUGCUGAACGUGCUGAUGGCGAAUUCCAAGUUCGCGCUGCAGCUGUCGACCCGCGAGGGCUUCGAAGUAAAGGUCUCGGAGGCGCUGCACGCGGGCAAGCCCGUGAUCGCGUCGCGCACGGGCGGCAUCCCGCUGCAGAUCGUGCACGGCAAGAGCGGCUACCUCGUCGACGUCGGCGACAACGACACGGUCGCGAAGCACAUGUUCAACCUGCAUACGGAUGACGACUUGUACGACAACAUGUGCGAGUAUGCGCGCACGCACGUCAGUGAUGAGGUCGGCACUGUCGGCAACGCCGCCGCGUGGAUGUACCUCGCUGUCAUGUACUGCUCGCGCGGCGUUCGCCUCCAGCCCAAGGGCGCGUGGCUCAACGACAUGCUGCGCACCGAGACGGGCGAACCGUACAAGGAGGAUGAGCCCCGCCUGCCGCGCUCUGGUCUUAAUGUCCAAGGAUAGAUGUGUCAAUACCCCUGACUGAAGCCCGCGGAGGGAAGAUUGGAACCUGUGCUCAUGUCUGAAAAAAUGAAAGUGCGUUGGCUGCCACACUGUGUAAUUGUUGUAUGUAGAAAAGAUGCGAGAGCCUCUGUAGAACUUAGUUUCAAUGAAAGCGUUUGUGCGGACAUCGGUGGGUCAAAAGUGAGAAUCAGUUUCUGCUCAGAGGAAGUAUGAGCCAC